AUGACAUCAGUCGAUAUGGAAAUCGAUGAGCAGCCAACAAAUUCGACGACAUCAACAAGGCUGGCGCCAAUUGAAGAGGUGAAAUCGACUACAAAGCAAAGUAAACGAAUCGCAGCGCACAGUCAUGUAAAAGGUCUCGGUCUUGAUCCCGAAACGAAGGUCGCUUUAGAAAAAGGCGCCGGCUUCGUGGGACAGGUCGCCGCCCGAAACGCCGCAUCCGUUGUCGUCGACAUGAUUCGUUUAAAGAGUAUGGCGGGGCGGGCGGUGCUUCUCGCUGGACCACCGGGCACCGGAAAAACCGCCAUCGCAUUGGCGAUGUCGCAAGAGCUUGGCGACGGUGUCCCAUUUGUCCCAUUGGUGGCUAGUGAGGUCUUCUCGAGCGAAGUCAAGAAAACUGAGAUCCUCAUGCGCAAUUUUCGAAAAGCGAUUGGUCUUCGAGUCAAAGAGACGAAGGAUGUGUAUGAAGGCGAAGUGACGGAGUUGACGCCCGUCGAAACCUCGAAUUCGGCGUCGAAUGGACUUGCAAAAACGAUUUCGCAUCUGAUUCUGUCGCUCAAAACUGCCAAAGGAAGCAAACAGCUUAAGUUGGAUCCAAGCAUUUAUGAUUCGAUUCUCAAGCAGAGGGUCGAAGUUGGCGAUGUGAUCUAUAUUGAGGCCAAUUCUGGAGUCGUCAAGAGAGUGGGACGCUGUGACGUGUUCGCGUCGGAAUUCGACUUGGAGGCUGAUGAAUUCGUGCCGCUGCCGAAAGGAGACGUGAGAAAAUCGAAGGAUGUUGUUCAGGACGUGACGCUUCACGAUCUUGACCUCGCGAAUGCUCGGCCUCAGGGUCGCCAAGGCGACAUGAGCAGUUUACUUUCCCAGUUGAUGGCUCCGAAGAAGACCGAAGUCACCGAUCGCCUUCGCGCCGAGAUCAACAAAGUCGUCAAUGAGUAUAUCGAGAGCGGCGUCGCCGAGCUCAUGCCGGGCGUUUUGUUCAUCGACGAGGUGCACAUGCUCGACGCCGAAUGCUUCACCUAUCUGCACCGGGCGCUCGAAUCGCCGAUGAGUCCGAUUGUGGUGUUCGCGACGAAUCGCGGAAUGUCGACGGUUCGCGGUUUGGACAUCAAGAGUCCGCACGGAAUUCCGCAGGAGAUGCUCGAUCGCGUCCUCAUCAUUCCCACAUUGAAGUAUACACCGGAUGAAAUGAAAUAUAUUCUUGCUCUUCGCUCGGAAGCGGAACACGCGAAAUUCGAUGCGGAUGCGCUGGAGACGAUCACAAAAGCUGCGGCUGAGCGAUCAUUGAGAUAUGCUUUGCAAAUUAUUGCACCUGCGAAACUUGCAGCGCAAUGCUACGGUCGAGAAACGAUUACGAAGGCUGACGUUGAUCGCUGCUUGGAAUUGUUCAUGGAUCGCUCCGAAUCGACAAAGAAAGCGGCGGAAUUGAAGGCGCAGAAGUCGAAAUGA
This is a messenger RNA of Caenorhabditis bovis, 1443 nucleotides long. Lineage: Eukaryota; Metazoa; Nematoda; Chromadorea; Rhabditida; Rhabditidae. The record is from the annotation of a GenBank genome assembly.